Molecule: messenger RNA, 6595 nt
Organism: Micropterus salmoides (largemouth bass)
Lineage: Eukaryota; Metazoa; Chordata; Actinopteri; Centrarchiformes; Centrarchidae
Gene: sema3g
Product: sema domain, immunoglobulin domain (Ig), short basic domain, secreted, (semaphorin) 3bl
Exons: 16
Coding region: 300-2666 (788 amino acids)
Biological process (GO): negative chemotaxis; axon guidance; semaphorin-plexin signaling pathway
Molecular function (GO): semaphorin receptor binding; chemorepellent activity
Source: RefSeq, a predicted model, not a curated record
AGACUUCUGUUGGGCAGCUGUUGGAAGCUAACUGAAGGAGCGUCAGCCUUUAGAGCGGAGUCAGUGAAUCCCCUCAUCAAUCCGGGCGGAGCGGCACUCACUCUGCGGCGAGGUCACCCAGCUGCUCGGUCAGACCCUUUUACGCACUGAGGGAGCCACCUGAAAACGCAGAUGUUGACGUCGUGAGAAGAGGGAUCCAGUAGUUUCCCCCCGUAAAUUCUCCUGGAAUAUUCAGAUUGAUUGUUGGCAGCACAUUUUGAAAUUAUCAGCUAAAAGCCGGAAGACAUCUCCUCUGCAGAAUGAAGGGAUUUACACCUUUCUUCAAAAUGUUUCUUAUUGCGCUACUUGCCGCCAGCGUCUCCGCUACCAAGUUAAAUGUACCACGGCUGAGACUGUCAUACAAAGAUCUGCUGUCCACCAACAGGUCUUCUGUUUUCAGCGGUCAUCAUGGCCAGCUCUCUGUUACCGCUGUCUUCCUGGAUGAGUAUCGUGACCGCCUCUUCCUGGGAGGGAAAGACGUGCUGUACUCUCUCCUGCUGGGACCUGCCAGCAGUGAAUCCAAAGAGAUCUACUGGCCCCCAUUACCUGGUAACAGAGAGGACUGCAUUCAAACAGGGAAGGAACCACAGACGGAGUGUGCCAACUUUGUUCGCCUCCUGCAACCCUACAACCGGACCCACCUCCUGGCCUGUGGCACCGGUGCCUUCCAGCCCAUGUGCGCCUUCAUCAACGUGGGGCACAGAGGAGAGCAUGUGUUCACAAUGGACCCUACGAAUGUGGAGAACGGACGAGGAAAGGUUCCACAUGAUCCCAGCCUCCCCUUCGCUAGCACCUUCAGUGGUGGGGAGUUGUAUACAGGACUGACGGCAGAUUUCCUGGGUAGAGACUCUGUGAUCUUCAGGAAUAUGGGAGGUCGCUCCACCAUGAGGACAGAGACUGACCAGAAGCUUCUCCAUGACCCUAAGUUCAUCGCUGCCCACCUCAUCCCAGACAACAGCGACAGAGACAACGAUAAAGUGUAUUUCUUCUUCACUGAGAAGGCCACAGAGGCAGGGGACAGGGAGGGGGCCAUACACACACGUGUCGGACGAGUGUGUGCGAAUGAUGUAGGAGGCCAGAGAGUGCUGGUAAACAAAUGGAGCACCUUCAUCAAAGCCAGACUGGUCUGCUCUGUGCCGGGACCUCAUGGCAUUGACACACACUUCAACCAACUGGAGGAUGUUUUCCUGCUGAGGACCAAGGAUGAGAGGAACCCAGAUGUCUUUGGGAUCUUCAGCACCAUCAGUAAUGUGUUCCAGGGUUUUGCUGUGUGUGUUUACCGUAUGGCUGACAUCAGAGAAGCCUUUAAUGGUCCCUUCGCUCAUAAAGAGGGCCCUGACUACCAGUGGGGGGCCUACGAAGGCAGGGUCCCUUAUCCAAGACCAGGCGUGUGCCCAAGUAAAAUCACCAACCAACCAGGCAGAGAGUUUGGCAGCACAAAGGACUUCCCUGAUUCGGUGCUGCAGUUUGCCCGCAAUCACCCGUUAAUGUGGCGGCCGGUGUAUCCCGCCCUGCGCCAACCCGUACUUGUGAAGGCAAACAUUCCUUACAAACUGAAACAAAUAGUGGUGGACCGGGUGGAGGCAGAGGACGGGCCGUAUGACGUCAUGUUCAUCGGCACAGAUGUUGGUACAGUAUUGAAGGUCAUUGCCCUGCACAGUGGAAACAGCCUGGAAACAGAAGAAGUCACACUGGAAGAGCUACAAGUCUUUAAAGUGCCAACUCCAAUUACAUCACUGGACAUAUCUGUGAAACGGCAAGCCCUGUAUGUGGGCUCUCCAGCAGGUGUGGCGCAGGUGAAGCUGCAUCGCUGUGAGACUUAUGGGAAAGCCUGUGCUGAGUGCUGCCUGGCCAGAGACCCUUACUGCGCAUGGGAUGGAUCACUGUGCGCACGAUACGUGCCCAACAGCAAACGCCGCUUCCGCAGACAGGACAUCAGGCAUGCAAAUCCUAUGCUGCAGUGUGUGGAUCAGAAUCUGAGUGAUGACUUUGAUGUAACAGAAGACAGUGUGGUUUAUGGGACAGAGAACAACAGCACCUUCCUGGAGUGUGUUCCUCGCUCUCCACAAGCUACUGUAACCUGGCUCGUCCAACGUGACGAUCGAAAGGAAGAGGUGAAGCUAGACGAUCGUGUGAUGUCUACAGAGCAGGGCCUCCUGUUUCGUCGUCUCUUCCGCCAGGAUGAAGGCGUGUACAUCUGCCGCUCCCGAGAGCACGGCUUCACACAGACCCUAGCCCACCUCACCCUCGAAGUCCUUCAGGGGGAGACUGUGGAUGAGCUCAUGGCACGUGACAAUGGUGGCCUCUCUGACUCAUUCAAAGAUCGGUCGACAGGAGGCUACAGGGCCUGGAUGCCUUGUAGCGCAUACAGCAGGGGCGGCUCAUCAAGCCAAAUGGGCCAAUCACGCACAUGGUUCAAGGAUAUCAUGCAGCUGAUUGGGCCAUCAAACCUGCCUCACGUGGAGGAGUACUGCGAGAGGAUGUGGUGCAACGACAAGCUGAGGAGGAAACACAAGAGCAUGUUGGAGAAAUACCGCCAGGCACAGGAGAGCGCCAGGAAGGCUCGUAGCAAGAGCUCCGGUGAACGUAACCGGACGCCAAGGGAUCUUAGCGCAUGGGAGGAGUAAUGGAGAGAAAGCAGCGGGGGGAAAAGAAGGAGAAAAUGAAAGACGAUAAAGGGACAAAGAUUACAGUACUGAACCUAACAGAAUGGAUUUAAUGAAAUCAGUGUAUGUGUAGGUGAGGUGCCAAGGGUUGGUUCUGGAUUUGGCCCAAAAAAGACAGAAGUGUUCGGUUGUCUGGACAGUAGGAAAGACAGCAGGAAAAAAAAAUGAUAUUGAAAUGAACGGGUUGUUGCUGAUGUAAUAAUGUUGAUAAAAGAGGAGACAAGAGUCUUUCAAAUACACUCUGGUUGCCAAGGACUCCUCCCGCUCUUACACUUUAGCUCUUGUGUCUACUGUUAUUGAAAUGACAGAUUUGGCUUUCAUCAAGUCAUUUAAAACCUUAAAAAUGUCACAAACCGAUUUAUAAAAUGUAUGCAUGCCUGUGGGCUGACUUUACCGACAGCUUCGUGGACUCUUUGCACUCAUGGAAAAUUGGGGCUUCAAAAGAGAGGGACAUAUACUGUAUUUACUUACUUUGUAUCUUUGGACCACAGAAGCAAGUUUGACAAGUGCAGCUCUGACACACACGGACACAUAUACUUUCUAUUUGUUUCUCUCACUCCCAAAGUUGGACGCAUUUCAGACAAUGCAAUCACUGGAUGCAUCUCCUUCUCAAUUGGUAUUUAAUGGUGCACAUUUCGUGACUUGUUCUGCAAGUGUUUUAAAGGAAUAUUCAUAUGACUUCAGUUCAACUGACUUUGUAAAAUAAUUAGGGACAUAUGCAGCUAAUGCUCACAGGCUUACUGUAUCUGAUCUCGCCAGUUUAGAUGGACACACACACACACACACACACACACACACACACACACACACACACACACACAAACAAACACAUAAACUGAAAUCACACUCAUCACACUGAAUGCAUAAAGCUCAACUAGCUCAAACUGGAAGCUGUAGACGACUGUUGAUGGUUCAACAGAUUAAAAGGCACAUUGUUGCUUUAUUUUUACUGCUAUGGGUUAAACUUUCCUCUCAAGACCAGCUACAGAUCACAAUUCCCCCCUUACUGACCUUUAAAGGGAUAUUUCACAGUGGUUUAUUUUCAUGCAUACCGUAACACCUCCUGGAAGGUACCUAAUGACCACAGUCGAGCUCUGAUAUUUCCAUGGGGAUCCUUAUGCAGCUCAACUUAAUGAAAACUAAGUCAGUGACAUAAACAUCAAUCCAGCAAGUAGGCCUACAAAUAAUAAUUUUUUAUCAUUUGAGUAAUUGUUUAGCCUAAAACUGUGAAAAAUGUCCAUCACAACCACAGCCCAAAGUGACAUCUUCAAAGUGCUUUUUUCUUUCCGACCAACAGUUAAAAUCCAGCCAUUAAAGGAGAAUUAAAAAACCAGGUAACCUCAUCUCAUCUUUUAAACAUCCACUAGUCUUUUUUCCCACAGUUCCUGUGUGCUGUAGCUCUCUAGUGACAACAGAGGGAACAAUAGAGGGGUCAGCGGUAUUGGCCGACUCCUUUUGUGCUUUCUGCUUUGUAAACACUGGUUUUAAGAUGGUUCAUGGUUUGAACACAUGAUAAUCCACACUGUUAUUAUCUUCAGUUUUGUUGUUAAAAUAGAACUUUUACAGUUAAUGAAACCAAAAAAGGUUUUCCUUCCACAGGUAACAUGUGGAGAAGAGAACAGAGGGUGGAAUUAAAUAAUGAGACAGAACAAAACAAAUAAAGAACAGAGCGGAUAAAGAAAAGAGUGGCCUUUAAUAGGGUGAGAUAUGAGCAUUGGAACCUAAAGUCAAAUUUGGCUUCAAAUGUAGAAAAAAGAGUGGAGGUCAGGAAAGACAGGCAAGGAGAACAGAUGCCAGUGAGGGCUGUGUGUGGAUGGGAGUGAGAUACUUAGGUGCUUCAGUAAUAUAAUAUGAAAUAUUAAAACAAUAAACUGAAGAAGAAACAUAAUGAUAAUAUUGUGUUUUUUUGACUAAAUGAGUUUUAAGAGUUGCUUUCAACUGUAUCACAUAUGUAACAUUUUGAAAACAUUGAUGGAGGUUUUGGAGUUGCAUUACUAGUGCAGUAACCUCAUCCCACCAUGCAGGUCCUGUGGAGAACUGUGCAAUUGAUGGCUACAUGCAGUACACCUAAUAAACAAUGGAAAAGAUGUGCCUACAUGGUUUCCAUACUUAAGUUGCCAGAUGAAGUACUUAUGAAAUAUUAAUUUAAUCUGGAAACUUUAAUCUUUGUCCCUGUAUGUGUGUAUAUGUAAGAAAUCCACGUUUAUACUGUCUACAUUUUUACUGUGAUCAGUUAAAUGUUGGCGGUGAAGUCAAAAAAUAAUAAUUUUCUAGUUAUAAACUCUACAAAAGUUAACCAUGCCUACUGAAUUAAUUUAAAGACAGCUACACACAUUGAGCAUAAUAAUCAGCUGACCUCCAAUAUGGCUGCCAGAGGGUUAAAUCCUUUUAAUAUGUGUACAUAUGGAAGAUGGUAUGUCUAUUCUGGGAGCCCUUUCAUUGUUAAAAAUGAACCAGGAAGUUACACUAAUGGCUGAAUGGCUUCUCCGAAGACAAUACAAUAGAGAGGAGGAGUGAAGCUGUCGAGAAGAAAGGAGCGAGCUAUUCAAAAAAUAAGGUACUAUAAACAUCUUAAAGGCUGUAUUUGGAAUUUUUAAAACCGAUAAUCCCUAUAAAAACCCAUUUCCACAAUUCAUCAGUAUAAAGUGAGUAUUAUUAUUUUUUUAGUUUGGGGAUUGUGAGAUUCCACUUAGUGUUUUCUCUAAAAAUAUUGCUUAUGAUGUGUAUCUAAACUUAAAGAAAAUGAUAGAAUGACCUAGAGUUAAAAACUUGUACUUGGUCUGUUCUGCUCUGUUCCAUGAAGAUAUUAAGAAUAAGUAACUUUUUGUUGUGGUGGUCUCAUUUGUUUGUUUGAGUUUCUGCUUCUCUAAACCCACAUCAUGAUACUUAAUUACUGUCAUCAGAAAAUAAAAAUCUCUGUUUAAGGUAUAACUUUUGUGAUUGAUUGUAAACUUCUAGUGUGUAAAAUUAUCUAAAAAUACAAGUUUCCAUUUUACAGCAACUGUGAUAAGAUAAUAUGGAACCGCCAAAAUAAAUGCUGACACUUUUUUUCUUGACAAUGUUUUCAGACUUGUGAAAGAAAAGUCAUUCUUCAGGAUGGAAUUUUGCGCAUUUUUGCAAAUAUGUGAUUUUAGUUUCUGACAAACAUGUGCAUCAUUGAUUAAAUGUUUGUUAUUUGUGCAUGUUCAAACCAUACAUUGUAAAGCCUUUAAAUGCAUUUCAGUUGUUGUACAGUUGUACAAAGUGUGUUGUAGUGUUGUUGCAUACGUUUAUAUUUGUUUUACUUACUCUUGAGCUGCCCACUCUAUAGCUAGUUCAGUGCAGUUUGUCAAUUUUUAAAAAACUUUAAUCGAAAACACAUGUUGAAUUUCAUACUUAUCAGUGUGAUCAAUGUUUGUAAUAACUUCUGUAAAUUUGGGGCAGGGAAAUUACACAGGUGAUUUCUGUGAUUAGUUGUUCCUCCUGAUUGGAAGUGCAUUAAUUGAUAAAUACCUGCACAUGCGCUGAUCAUCACUGCUACUCUACAUUAAGCUGGCCAGAGGUACAGUCAAUAACAGACAGCAGAUGGAAGUGCAGUAGAAACAACCAUGAACAAGCACACUAUAGCUGUUUUGAACUUGAAAGGUUCAACAAGCCUGGUUCUCCUUGUAAAACAGUCCUUACUUCAGGCAACAAUACAGUUAAUGUAGACUGCAGGCUGGAAAGUGUAAGGAAAAUAUAACAUUAAAUUGGUGAACUGUCUCUUUAUUGUACUGUAAACGUGUGCUAGUUGUGGGGCCUCUGACAAAGCCUGACAAAGUAUUUAUGUUUUAUUUAAGUGUCUUUCUACCAUGCAUGCUAUGUACUUGUAUGCUAUUUAACAGCAUUAAAGGUUGAUGUUCUAACAUAAA